UUGUUGGGAUUUUCAACACUAGAGUGCAUGUUGAGCUAUAGACGAUUAAAAGAUUUUAUUGAUCAGAAUUCGUUUGAACAUUAAGAAAAUGAACUUCCUAUUAUUUGUAUGAAAAAAGUAAAAAUAAAAAUCAAUAACUACAGAAAGUGAUUGGACAAUUAUAGGUUUACUGCAUAUAAGUUUGUUUACACGAAGUGAAAAAAGUGAGUUUUCAUAGAUUUUAAUUAAAAAGAAGAAUUUGAUUCUAUUGACUGAUUGACUGACUGAUUAUGUGAUUCUAAUUAAAAUUAUAAGGUUGUUGCAUUGGAAACUGAAGGAGCAUUGAAGAAUCAUUGAGUUUAAUUUUUUUCGUUCCCUCAUGUAUCUCACCCAUUGAUCCAAUUAGAGUUGAGGGAGGUGAAGACUUCUGAUUUUUAUAAAAAGAAUUAAUAAAUAAAAAACAUAUAUUUCGUGUGGGAUUGUCGAAUAUAAAAAAAAGGGAAAAGCUCCCUCAUUAAAAAUCGUUAGAAUUUUCUUUCAACAAUUUGGAAGCAACGUUCGACUGUCUGCAUUUUAUGUAAAUUUCCUUUUGUUUGGUAAAAUAAUCAUAGGGUAACACCUAAGCUUGUUUCUGUUUCCAACAAAGAACCGAGAAGAAAUUCUAAAAGAAGUAGCAAGAAAGACCGAAGAAAUUUCAAAAAUCAUAAAAUUUAAUCAUAGUGCGCUGCUGCAAAAGAUUUUCACUAGUUUUGUUAUUUUUGGAAAAUCAUGGAUCGUCAGGAUAAUAAACUACUAUUGACCGAAGAUUUACUAUUGUCGGAACAUCCGUCAUUAAAAGGAACACCGCUAGCGAUGUUGGCUGCACAAUGUAACAAAUUGUCGAAUAAGUCGCCUCCACCGCUCGCUGAUGCUGCUGUAGGUAAAGGCUUCCAUCCAUGGAAAAAAUCACCACAACAAUCAUCAUCAGGUCCACAGUCACCAACAAAUGUCUCACCACAGCAUAACAAUAACAAUAAUAAUCAAAGUGGAAAUUUAUCAACACAACGAAGUAUUUCAGGAAGUCCAAUGAAUAAUUCAAGUAUUACUCCAACAAGCCGCACAUUAACAUCUUCAUGCCCUUCUGGUUCUAUUCAUACGCCAACUUAUGGUGGUGAUUUAUACUUUACUGGUGCCACAUCAUCACCAGCAAUGGGGGAUAAUCCGCACAUGCAUCAGGGAUUAUUAGGUAAAGUAGAAGUUGGAUCUGUAUAUUCACGCCAUCCAUAUGAUUGGCCAUUUAAUGCCGUCACGACACAUAAAACAGAAAAUAUGAAUGGUGGUUGGUGGGAUAUGCAUUCGGCUGCUGCUGCUGGAAGCUGGCUAGAUAUGGGAAGUGCUGCUGGCAUGCACGCUACAAUGGCAAAUUAUGCAGGAACUGCUGCUGAUUAUUCGACACUUACACAUUCACUUUCAAAUACGGCACAUUUAUUGGGUUCUGGCCAACAUUUACUACAAGAUACAUACAAAAGUAUGUUACCGACACAAUCUGUAGGUAGUUUUUCUCUAACCCACGCGACAACUUCAUCACCUCCUGCUCCUACAACAACAACAACGACCUCAUCAAGAUCUAAUAGACGUUAUGCUGGUCGUGCAACAUGUGAUUGUCCAAAUUGUCAAGAAGCUGAACGAUUAGGACCAGCUGGAGUUCACUUAAGGAAGAAAAAUAUUCAUAGCUGUCAUAUUCCAGGCUGUGGAAAGGUUUAUGGAAAGACCUCUCAUUUAAAAGCGCACUUGCGUUGGCAUACGGGUGAACGUCCUUUUGUCUGUAAUUGGUUAUUCUGUGGUAAACGUUUUACAAGAUCCGAUGAACUUCAGAGACAUUUACGUACACAUACCGGCGAAAAAAGAUUCGCUGUAAGUAAGACAUGCCCGAUAUGCAAUAAACGAUUUAUGCGAUCAGAUCAUUUGGCAAAGCAUGUAAAGACACAUAAUGGAUCAAAUCCAGGUAGUGUAAAGAAAGGAUCAUCUGAAUCAUGUAGUGAUUCUGAGGAGCCACCAAAUGCAAACGAUUUACACCAAAGUACACAAAAUAGUAGCAUCAAUAACAAUAACAACAAUAAUAAUAAUAAUACCACACACAAUAAUAAUCCGCUGCCCAACAAUAUGGAUGUGAGUGGAUUACAUGCACAGCAUCAACAUAAUACAAUGAUCUUAACACCACAUCAAAUCAAUGCACCAUUACUUCAUCAUCAUCAUCAUCACCACCAUCAUCAUACACCAAGUCCAGGUUUGGAACAUGUCAAUCAAUUGGAUAUAAAGCCUGGCAUUGUCUGAAAUGAAAUGAAUGACGGUGAAAUUGAGUCAACAACAUUGUAUGGUUCAUAUGCCAUCAUGAGACCCAGUUAUACGUAAAUAAAAAAUAUUACUCAAUUUUGUAUCAACCCUUCAAUCUUCCCAAAACCUACCUACCUUCCUAUUCACCUUGUUUUACCCAUCUUCCAGUUCAUGAUAGUACAUUUAACUACGAUAUUACUAUGUAUCAUUAUUAUUAUUGUUAGUAUCAUUAGUUUCGUCAGUCCCAUGUUAAAUGAUCCAAUCGAAAUCAUACACACAUAGGUAAAAAAAUGUUGUUGAAAAGAUACAAUGAAAAGUACAAAAAAAUAUGAAAAUAAUCACUGGCAAACACACACACACACACACACACAUACUAAAACAAGACGUGGAAAAUGAAAAAAAAGAAGUAGAAAAAAAUAUGAAAUGAUAAAAGUACACAUUACAAUUGAAUUGAAUAUUAAAUUAAACAAAUUAAAUUGAAGCAUUCUCUAUUUGAAAAUUGGAAUGAUGGAAAAAAAGAGAACAAGAGAGAAUUACAAUGAGCUGAGGCAGAACGUAUGGAAAUUACAAUGAUUGUUAAUAAUUUUAUGUUACACGCAGCAUGAAAUGGUAAAAAAUCAUAAACAAAAACUGAGAAAUAAUUGAAAAAAAAAGUAGAGUUAAAAGAAAAUCAUUGGCUUUGUAAUUGAUAGAGCACUUCCUUUCCGAAGAGAAUUGAUUGCUAAUAUCCGAUCAUGUUUGAUUCGGAGAAGUAUUGAACAAAGCAUUUUUAUGUGUAAAUAUGAUAUCUCAUUGUUGGGCUUAUAAUCAUUAACUCAAUUUUUAUUAUUAUUAUUAUUAUCAAAUUAUGAAGAAAAAACUUAAUUCUAACCAAUAUGAGAAAUGAAUUAAAUUAAUGAUAAUUUAAAGCAGAAGCAAAAAAAAAUGAAUUUUAUGGUAUAAAAUGUUAAAAAAAUAAAUGUGUAAAUGUUCUAAAAUGUGCGUGCAAGAAUCCAUCAAAAAACUUUUUUCCAUGCUCUUUAUAAUGUUGAUACUAAGAAGUUUUGCAUGAAACAACACUUAUUAACAUGUAGGAUUUUCGUUCUUAUGGGUUUUCCUCCUUUUGUCCAUUCAUUACAAUAUUUCAUUUCAUUGAAUCACACCAUCCUGAUAAUAUAAAAAUUAUACAGCAGCCAAACAGUGGCCAAGUUUUUGUCAGGUGAUAAAAAUUAUAGCAGCGACUCUUUUUUUUGUAGGAUAAAGUUUAUUUUAAGAUUUUCAAACAUUUAGGUUUUCAUUGAAUCUUGACAUUUUAAAAAUUCUAUCACUGGUCCACUUCGACCUAAGCAAAAGUGUUGCAUCCUUAGUAAACAUUAGUUCAACAUUGUUCCUUUUUUCACAAUAUUUUCUAUAUUAAUCCACAACUUAUUUACCCCAAAAGUUGAAAGAUAUUUUUUGGUUAAAAUAUCGAAACAUAUCACAACAUAAAUCUAUCUUUACUUUUUGAUCAAAUGAAAUAAAAUAAAAGAUAUAAAAACUAUAAUGUUAUUAUUAAAGAAUCAAGAUGUUUUUGUAUCAUACUUAGAUAAAAGAGCAUAAAAAUAUUUCAAUAUGAAUUUUUAAUCACAUUUCGUAAAAAAUAAAGUUUAAAUAUCUAUGACGUAAAAAAAAAUUAAAUAAAGAAAAAUGAAAAGUUUAAGUAAAUUUGUAAAAUUUAAAGAAAAUAUGAAGGAAG
Messenger RNA from Chironomus riparius, 4006 nucleotides. NCBI's taxonomy places the organism in Eukaryota, Metazoa, Arthropoda, Insecta, Diptera, Chironomidae. The record is from the annotation of a GenBank genome assembly.